Diuraphis noxia (Russian wheat aphid) is the source of this 968-nucleotide messenger RNA. RefSeq names its product chaperonin containing TCP1 subunit 4 (gene CCT4). Gene Ontology annotation, molecular function: ATP-dependent protein folding chaperone; ATP binding; ATP hydrolysis activity. Gene Ontology annotation, biological process: protein folding. The record is from RefSeq and is a predicted model, not a curated record. Lineage: Eukaryota; Metazoa; Arthropoda; Insecta; Hemiptera; Aphididae.
UUUUUUUUUUGUUGUUGCUAUAUUACGCUUAUGCCUUAUGGUAAUAAUAUGGUCGUUUGCUGAGCGCCUUGAACAGAACACCGACUUGGAAAUUGAAUAUUUGCGUUCUCAGUGGUCUCACAGUAUUUAAGUUUUCAUCCAUUUCAAUCCGCCGAGUACCGUUUAUUAACUUCACCAUGGUUGCGUUUUCGGGAUCCGGCGAUUCCAAACAGGCGACAAAUGCCUAUAAAGACAAGAGCAAACCAGCUGAAAUCAGAAAAAGCAACAUCUCAGCUGCUAAAGCUGUUGCUGAUGCUAUCCGUACAAGUUUAGGUCCAAAGGGAAUGGAUAAAAUGAUCCAAUCGGCAAAUGGUGAAGUAGCUAUUACAAAUGACGGUGCUACAAUUUUGAAACAAAUGAAUGUUAUACACCCAGCAGCAAAAAUGUUAGUUGAAUUAUCAAAUGCUCAAGAUGUUGAAGCAGGAGAUGGUACAACUAGUGUGGUUGUUAUUGCUGGCGCCCUAUUAGAAGCUUCUGAAAAACUUUUGCAAAAAGGCAUCCAUCCUACUGGAAUUUCAGAUGGAUUCCAAAAAGCUGCAGCCAAAUCUAUUGAGAUUAUAAAAAAUAUGGCUACUCCAAUACUACUAACUGAUCGGGAAAGUUUAGUUAAAAGUGCUUCAACUGCUUUAAAUUCUAAGGUGGUUUCACAACAAUCGUCAUUAUUAGCUCCUUUAGCUGUUGAUGCAGUUCUGAAAGUUGUUGAUCCUGCAAAAGAUACCAAUGUUGAUCUGAAAGAUAUUAAAGUUAUAAAAAAACUCGGAGGAACUGUUGAAGAUACUAAGUUAAUUGAUGGUCUAGUGUUCACACAAAAAUCUUCAAAUGUAAAUGGUCCAAGGAAAAUCGAGAAAGCUAAAAUAGGACUUAUUCAAUUUUGUAUAUCACCUCCAAAAACUGAUGUAAGUAUAAUAAUAUAAUCAUUAUGUCCUAUG